UCGCCAUAGAUUAUAAGCAACUGUGCUCUCCUUACAUCUCUUCCAUCACUGAUCAGUUCGUUGAAUGCAAACUACAUCUAUCUCUGUUUCUUGCUUCGAAUUCCAUAUAGGUUACACUGAAUUUUCCUUCUUCCUAGGGCCUUCGCUGAGCAGACGAGAAGAAUCGGAGUCAUGGAUUGGGGAAAUGUAACAGCAGAAGAUCUGAUCGAUGCCCUCCGCGAAGUGGACUGGUCAUCACCGCCGCGUCCUCUCUCUGAAUUCUUCUCGAGAUUCACCGUACCGAGAUCCUCCUCUAAAUGGAAUAGCCGCCUCAAAUGCAACCUGUACUACUACCGGACCAACUACUUCCUUUUGAUUGUUUCUGUUCUCAUAUUGGGUUUUCUUCGAAGGCCGCUAGCUAUUGUAGCUGCAUUUCUUACAGCACUUAGCCUUGCUUUCUUAAAUGACAGCUUUGCAGGAACCUUUAGUGAGAAAGUAACACGAACAGUUAGGCAAUUUUCACCACAUUUAGCAGCCAAGAUGAGACCUCCUCUUACGCCUGUUAUCCGUGGACGCCCGUCAGCUAAGAGAGCAAUAUAUAUUUGUGGUCGACCUCGUUGGGUUUUUGUCCUGAUGUUCUCAUUUGUAAGUUUCAUCCUUUGGUUUGUCUCUGCUGGUCUUCUAACUGUGUUAUGGUCGCUUGCAAUUGGUCUUCUUGCCACCAUCCUGCAUGCAAGCUUUAGAACACCUAACUUGAAAGCACGUCUAAACACAUUCCGUGAAGAGUUUCGUGCAGUGUGGCGCAAUUAUAGUGAGCUGUAGUUUACAGUGUGUUUACGGGGAGUCGCCGCUUUUUCAGUUGAAGUAAUUCCUGGUGACUGGAAUGGGACUGUCUGGGGCAAUAUAUCAACCAUUGCUGGUUACAAACAGAAUGUAUAUGGUCAGAGAUCUUGUUCAUGUAAAUUACAUUGUGCUGGACUUCUGGUUGUUCUAUUGUUGACUCUAUCGAGGGGAUGCUUUUCAACCUUUUA
Prosopis cineraria is the source of this 1010-nucleotide messenger RNA. Its product is annotated as PRA1 family protein A1. Gene Ontology annotation, cellular component: membrane. NCBI's taxonomy places the organism in Eukaryota, Viridiplantae, Streptophyta, Magnoliopsida, Fabales, Fabaceae. The record is from RefSeq and is a predicted model, not a curated record. The transcript has 8 exons. The coding region runs from base 172 to 801 and encodes 209 amino acids.